This is a messenger RNA of Plasmodium falciparum 3D7, 1116 nucleotides long. RefSeq names its product rifin. The transcript has 2 exons. The record is from RefSeq and is a predicted model, not a curated record. NCBI's taxonomy places the organism in Eukaryota, Apicomplexa, Aconoidasida, Haemosporida, Plasmodiidae. The coding region runs from base 1 to 1116 and encodes 371 amino acids.
AUGAAAAUCCAUUAUAUUAAUAUAUUAUUGUUUGAGCUUCCAUUAAAUAUAUUGAUAUAUAAUCAAAGGAACUAUUACAUUACACCACGUCAUACAGAAACCAACAGAUCUUUAUGCGAAUGUGAAUUAUAUUCACCUACGAACUAUGAUAAUGACCCUGAAAUGAAAAGGGUAAUGCAACAAUUUGUGGAUCGUACAACACAACGAUUUCACGAAUAUGAUGAAAGGAUGAAAACUACACGCCAAAAAUGUAAAGAACGAUGUGAUAAAGAAAUUCAAAAAAUUAUUUUAAAACACAAAUUAGAAAAAGAAUUAAUGGACAAAUUUGCCACACUACACACAGAUAUACAAAGUGAUGCUAUUCCAACAUGCGUUUGCGAAAAAUCUUUAGCUGACAAAACAGAAAAAUUUUGUCAUAACUGUGGGUAUGGGUUAGGAAGUGUUGCACCGAAUAUUGGAUUAUUGGGGGGACCGGGAAUCUAUGUAUGGAAAAUUGCCGCGUUGGCAGCUGCUAAGGAAUUUGCCGAAAAAGCCGGUGCUGCUAUGGGUAAAGCCGCUGGUGAUGCUGCAGGUGCGGCUGAAUUAAUUAGAGGAUUAAAGGCAUUGAAUAUAGAUAAAUUAUUUAAUGAAUCAUUGGGGUUAGUUUUUGAUGGAACAAAUUAUAAUAAUACCGAAUAUAUUUUUAAAGCUAUUUUUUCAAAAUUUAAUGAGUCAUGUAUGCCUCGUCCCCCUGGCUCAGUCCCUGGUCCUGUCAUUGAUCGGGCUUUUUGCGAUACUGUUGAUACAUUAGUUCUUCCUUCAGGGACAGGUUCACAGACUAGUGCUUCAACGAAUGCGGUUAUAAAGGAAUAUGUAAAACCUAUCGUCUCAAAUGCCAAAUUUACUGCUGAAGCAACUGCACAAACGGCUGCUGAAGAAGCUACCAACUUAGCUCUAAAAACGAAUACUAAUGCAGUAAACGCUACAUAUGCUAGUUCCCAGACUGCUAUUAUUGUUUCCAUUGCUGCAAUUGUAGUUAUAGUUUUGGUUAUGAUAAUUAUUUAUUUAAUUUUACGUUAUCGACGAAAAAAAAAAAUGAAGAAAAAACUCCAAUAUAUCAAAUUAUUAGAAGAAUAG